This is a messenger RNA of Cyprinodon tularosa, 5899 nucleotides long. It is a transcript of the gene sbf2, whose product is annotated as SET binding factor 2. NCBI's taxonomy places the organism in Eukaryota, Metazoa, Chordata, Actinopteri, Cyprinodontiformes, Cyprinodontidae. The coding region runs from base 102 to 5804 and encodes 1900 amino acids. The record is from RefSeq and is a predicted model, not a curated record. The transcript has 42 exons.
GCGCGCAUGCGCACUGCCGCUCCUCCUGUCAAACAUGGCUGUUCUCUGGAAGGGGGGAAAAUGCUGAAUUGUGUUGGUAUAUCUCGGGAAGAUCAGCAGACAUGGCUAGGUUGGCUGACUAUUUCACCGUCGUCGGAUACGACCAUGAGAAGGCUGGUUCAGGAGAAGGAUGUGGGAAGAUUAUUCAGCGUUUUCCCAAGAAGGAUUGGGAGGGAACGGCUUUUCCUCAAGGAGUGGAGAUGUUUUGCCAACCUGGAGGUUGGAGGCUGUCUCGAGAAAGGAAAGCACCCACUUUCUUCACCGUUGUGCUGACAGACAUCGAUUCAGACCGCCACUACUGCGCCUGCCUCACAUUCUACGAGGCUGAAGUGAACUUGCAGGGCUCCAAAAGCAUUGAGGCUGAUGGAGAUGAAGAUGAGGAGGAAGAGGAGGAUGGUCUGAUCCAGCCAGCUCAAAUCUUUGCACCAAAAAGUCUCAUCCUCGUGUCCAGACUGGAUUAUCCUGAAAUAUUCCGGGGAUGCCUGGGACUGAUCUACACUGUGCAUAUUGACAGCCUGAACUUCUCUUUGGAGAGCCUGGUGGCCAGUCUCUUUACCUUUCAGGUUCCUGUUGCAGGUGGAUCUCAGAAACUGUUCAGCCUGGGAGCAGGAGAUCGGCAGCUCAUCCAAACGCCUCUGAACGACACCUUACCCGUCACCUUUAAGAGUGUUGCCCUGCUCUUCCAGCAGCUCGGGAUCCAAAAUGUUCUCAGCCUGUUUUGUGCGGUUCUGACAGAACACAAGGUUUUGUUUUACUCCAGCAGCUACCAGAGGCUGGGAGAAGCAUGCCGUGCCCUGGAAGCCCUCAUGUUUCCUCUGAGAUACAGUUACCCAUACAUUCCUAUUCUACCUUCCCGGCUGCUGGAGGUGUUGAGCUCACCCACACCUUUCAUCAUUGGAGUGCACUCCAUCUUUCAGAGUGAAAUCCAGGAUCUGCUGGAUGUAAUUAUUGCUGACCUGGAUGGAGGGACUAUAAAGAUUCCUGAGUGCAUCCACCUGUCUUUACUCCCUGAACCUCUUUUGCAGCAAACACAGUCUAUUCUGUCACUGGUGCUGCACCCUGAUUUGGAGAUUGCAGACAAUGCCUUCCCUCCUCCACGCACAGCCUCCUCCAACCUCAAACUCCUGGACAAAGAGGUGAGGGCCGUCUUUCUCAGGCUGUUUGCACAACUCUUCCAGGGCUACAGGUCUUGCCUGCAGCUCAUCCGAAUCCACUCAGAGCCCGUUAUCCACUUUCACAAGACAGCCUUCUUGGGCCAGCGAGGCCUCAUUGAGAACGAUUUUCUGACCAAGGUUUUGGAUGGCAUGGCCUUUGCUGGCUUCGUUUCAGAGAGGGGUCCGCCUUACAGAGCCUGCGAUCUCUUUGACGAGCUGGUGGCCUUAGAUUUUGAGAGCUUUAAGGAAGAGGAAGCAAACCCCAGCAAGCUGCAGAAGCACAUCAGGGAGCUCUCAGAGCAGCUCUACAGAAACGAGAAUCCGAACCCUCACAUGGCGUUCCAGAAAGUGCCUCGGCCAUCUGAAGGAUCCCACCUGCGUGUGCAUCAGGUACCCUUCCCGCUGCUCGACGAUGAAAAGGUGGAGAAGAUGCUGCAUGAGGGUGUGGCGAAACACAGCACCACUCCUGUUUCUCCUCGAUCGGAGAAGAAGUGUGUUGUUCCUGCUGGACCACCUGUUGUGUCCAUCAUGGGCAAAUGUGGCUCCGUGUUUAACAGCGCUCGCAGGCUGGAGGUGGUGAAGAGCUGCAUUUCCUUUAUCUUUGAUAACAAGACCCUGGAGACUGAAAAGACCCUACCUGCUGCCCUGCGUGCCCUGAAGGGAAAGGCAGCUCGUCAGUGUCUGACGGAGGAGCUUAGUGUCCAUGUACAGCAGAAUCGAGCCAUACUGGACCACCAACAGUUUGACUACAUCGUUCGAAUGAUGAACUGCGCCCUUCAGGACUGCUCUACCUCAGAGGAGUUUACAGUAGCUGCUGCCCUGCUGCCAUUGUCAACAGCCUAUUACAGGAGACUGGCUGCUGGAGUGAACCAGUUUGCCUACACCUGCAUACAGGACCAUCCAAUCUGGACCAACCAGCAGUUCUGGGAAACCACUUUCUACAGUGAAGUCCAGGGUCAGAUCCGGACACUCUAUUUAAACACCCCAGAAGAAAAGAGAGCCAUCACCACCAUCCCCAAGCAGGAUGUGGACCCCCCGUACCCUGCAGGUAAAGACGAAGAACAGACAGCCAUGGACCUGGCUGCCGAGCAGCUGCGCCUCUGGCCCAGUCUAAGUAAGGAAAAGCAGCAGGAGCUGGUAAAGAACGAGGAGAACACCGUGUUUAGCCAGGCCAUCCACUACGCCAACCUCAUGGUUUACCUGUUGGUUCCUCUGGACACCAGCAAGAACAAACUGCUGCGCAACGCACCGGUCACCGACUGGGAGAGCGGCAGCAACAGCAUUGUGACAAACAGCAUCGCUGGUAGCAUGGCGGAGAGCUUCGAUACAGAGAGUGGGUUUGAGGACUCUGAGAGCAGCGACACUGCAAACUCUGUGGUCAGAUUCGUUGCUCGAUUCAUCGACAAGGUGUGCACAGAGAGCGGAGUCACCCAGGAGCACAUCAAGAGCCUGCACUGCAUGAUCCCAGGAAUCGUAGCAAUGCAGAUGGAGGCUUUAGAGGCAGUUCACAGGGAGAGCAGGAGAUUGCCCCCGAUUCAGAAGCCAAAGAUUCUCCGUCCAGCUCUGCUUCCUGGGGAGGAGGUGGUGUCAGAAGGACUGCGGGUGCUGCUGGACCCUGAUGGCAGGGAAGAGGCCACGGGAGGGCUCCUUGGGGGCCCCCACAUCCUACCAGCAGAGGGGGCUCUGUUCCUCACCACAUACCGCAUUAUCUUCAAAGGCAUUCCCCAUGAUCCAUUAGUGGGGGAGCAGGCGGUCAUCAGGGCGUUCCCCGUGUCCACACUGACCAAAGAGAAGAAAAUCAGCAUCCAGAACCAGCUUCAGCAAAACAUGCAGGAAGGCCUGCAGCUCCGCUCCGCAUCAUUUCAGUUAAUAAAAGUAGCUUUUGAUGAGGAGGUCAGCUCGGAGAUGGUGGAGAUCUUCAGGAAGCACCUGCAGAGAAUCCGCUACCCACAGUCCAUCUUCAGCUCCUUCGCUUUUGCAGCAGGACAAACAGCUCCUCAGCUGAACCUUCCCAAACCCAAAGAGAGAAACACUGGCUUUAGAACACUGUCUAAAACUAUUGUUAAAGGAGCGAAGAGAGCAGGAAAGAUCACCAUGGGCCGCGGUAGUCAGAGCUCACUGAAGAAGAUGGACAGAGGCAGCCGGACGACCUGGCAUGAAGACGAUGACAUUUCAAUAUCUGAUGAUGGUGAACCACCACCCAGCAGCACGUUGAGAGCCUCGGAGAAGUCCACCAUGGAGCAGCUGGUGGAGCAGUCCUGUUUCCGGGACUAUCAGCGCCUGGGUCUGGGCACCAUCACCAUCAGCCUAUCUCGUUCCAAAGCAGGCGAGCAGUUCAGGAUCACAGCCGUAAACAGACUCUACUCUCUCUGCCGCAGCUACCCCGGGCUACUGGUUGUUCCUCAGGCCGUGCAGGACAGCAGUUUACACAAAGUGGCUCGCUGCUACAGGCACAACCGUCUGCCUGUUGUGUGUUGGAAACAUCCACGGACCAGAGCUGUGUUAAUGCGCUCAGGAGGCUUCCACAGCAAGAGUGUGGUGGGACUGUUCAAGUCCCAGAAUACUUCCUCAGCAUCACCGGCUUCUUCCUCAGAUUCAUCCAGUAGUCUUGAACAGGAGAAAUAUCUUCAAGCCAUCCUCGACUCCAUCCCCAUUUACUUCAAAACCAAUGGCACCAACACCCUGUCCAACCGCUCCCUCAUCGGCCUUUCACCACGCAGUGAAAGAAGAACGUCGCGGUUAUCCAAGAUGGCUCCCGUCCACUUAGAUAUCUCAUUCUCAAACAGCUUCACGAGAGGAGUGCUUGAGUACAGAGACAAACUAUUUGCUCCCUCAAACCAAAAACCUGCCAGUAAGGAAAGAGCCCACAACCAAGGCAUGUGGGCCAGUCUCCGCUCAAGCAGCAGGUCAUCUCAGCAUCUAUCACAGGGCGACUUGGGCACCAGACAGGCAGGGAAGAAUCUGGCGCCCCCUGCAGGAAGCAUCAGUCUGCAGGCUCAACUGCGGAAGCAUCAGGCUGCUUUUUACAUCUUUGGAGAAAAGUCAAAUCUGCGGGGGCUCAGACUGGACUCCUCACUGAGCUGUGAGCUGGUGCCUGUGGAGUUUGUAGAUGCUCGUCAGGUUAAGGCUGCGUUCAAAAAGCUGCUGACGGCCUGCGCCCCCAGUGCCCCCUUGACCGACUCGGAGGACUCCUUCCUCAAAGCCCUGGAGGACUCUGAGUGGAUGCUGCAGCUUCACAAGAUCCUGCAGCUGGCCUUAUCUCUGGUAGAGCUUCUGGACAGCGGCUCAUCUGUUCUGCUCAGUCUGGAGGACGGCUGGGACAUCACCACACAAGUUGUUUCGUUGGUCCAGUUGCUGAGCGAUCCCUUCUAUCGCACCCUGGAAGGUUUUCAGGUGCUCCUGGAGAAAGAGUGGCUUUCAUUUGGCCAUAAAUUCAGCCAGAGGAGCAAUCUGAGUCCAAGCAGCCAGGGCAGUGGCUUCACUCCUAUUUUCCUGCAGUUCCUCGAUUGCGUGCACCAGAUUCUCGACCAACAUCCUCUUGAGUUUGAGUUUAAUCAGUAUUAUAUAAAGUUCCUGGCCUAUCACCACAACUCCAACCGCUUCAAGAACUUCCUGCUGGACUCAGACUAUGAACGUUUGGAGCAUGGGUUGCUUUUUGAGGACAGAGGAGACAAGCAGGCCCGGAGAGGCAUCUGUAUCUGGGACUGCAUCAACAGGAUGCACCGGAGGAGCCCCAUCUUCUUCAACUACCUGUACAGCCCCUCAGAGACGGACGUGGUCCUGAAGCCUUUCCUCAGCAUCCCCAGCCUGAUUAAAUGGGACUAUUUCACAGAGGAAACUCUGUCAACGGGUCCAUGUUACGACUGGAGGAUGAUGGCGGUGAGGUCAGAGAGCACGGAGGAAGUGGACGCCAACAGCAAGAGGAGGAUCGUAUGGCCGUGUUACAGCAGCGUGAGCAGUGCCCAGCCGGACGCCAUCACCAAACUUCUCUCUGACAUCGAGAGGCUGGAGGGAGAGCUAAACCAGGGCCCUGAGAAAUGGCAGGCGACCCUGGAGAACGUCCGUCUCAGCAUACAGGAAGAUCUCAAACGGGAAGGAAAUCUCCGUAAGCAGUCGCUGUCCCUCUCUGGCAUCAUUCCCACAUCCGGCCUGCAGGCCUUCCAGCGCCGCUCCAUGCUGCACCUGCCAGACAGCGGCCUGGUGGACGACCACAGCACAACCACAGCCAACGGGGUCAACCGCCGCGCCGCAACGCUUUACAACCAGUUCACCCCCAAGAGCGAGGAGAACAGGUCUUAUGAGGGGAUUCUUUACAAACGCGGGGCUCUACUGAAAGCCUGGAAGCCUCGCUGGUUUGUUCUGGACGUCACCAAACACCAGCUCCGAUACUACGACACUGGCGAGGACACGAACUGCAGGGGCCACAUCGACCUGGCCGACGUGGAGUCUGUGAUGACGGCGGCGCCCACCAUAGGAGCCCCCAAACACAUUAGUGAAAAGGCUUUCUUUGACCUGAAAACUAUCAAGAGAGUCUACAACUUCUGUGCUUCCGAUGCGCCCAGCGCUCAGGUGUGGACGGACAAGAUCCAGAGCUGCAUAUCUGACGCCUGAGCUCCGUGGUUACAUGGCACAUGGCCGUCAUAGUGUGGCUGAGAGCUGAAACAUGACAGCAGCUCUGUUUGGUCUUCAGGUGUUUUUAAUUAAGC